Messenger RNA from Sinocyclocheilus grahami, 558 nucleotides. Its product is annotated as protein BUD31 homolog. The coding region runs from base 83 to 517 and encodes 144 amino acids. Gene Ontology annotation, biological process: mRNA splicing, via spliceosome. Lineage: Eukaryota; Metazoa; Chordata; Actinopteri; Cypriniformes; Cyprinidae. The transcript has 4 exons. Gene Ontology annotation, cellular component: nucleus; spliceosomal complex. The record is from RefSeq and is a predicted model, not a curated record.
AGUGACGUCCUCCGCUCGGCGACAGAAAGCGGCUCGCUGUUGCUAAACAACCGAGACGAUCUAGUAUUGUUCAAACAACAUAAUGCCCAAGGUGAAGAGGAGUAGGAAACCACCUCCAGAUGGCUGGGAGCUCAUAGAGCCGACUCUUGACGAGCUGGACCAGAAAAUGCGCGAGGCUGAAACCGAGCCUCAUGAGGGCAAGCGUAAGGUUGAGUCUCUAUGGCCAAUCUUCCGACUUCAUCACCAGCGCAGCCGUUACAUCUUCGACCUUUUCUACAAGAGGAAGGCCAUCAGUCGAGAGCUUUAUGAAUAUUGCACCAGAGAGGGCUAUGCAGACAAGAAUCUGAUUGCCAAAUGGAAAAAACAGGGCUAUGAAAAUCUGUGCUGUCUGCGGUGCAUUCAGACGCGCGACACAAACUUUGGAACAAAUUGCAUAUGCAGAGUUCCCAAGGGCAAGCUUGAAGUGGGUCGUAUCAUUGAGUGCACUCACUGUGGAUGCAGAGGAUGUUCUGGAUGAGUCAAGAGGGCAACAACUUUUUGAACUUACUGAACUUUGAU